AACUAGCUUAGUGCAUUUUAAAGAUUGUUUACAAUGCCCAAUGUUGUAAAAAGUUCUGCUCGAGAAAUGAUAUUGAAAGUGAAAAAUAUUGAAGAAAUACAUAACGUGAUAAAACUAACUGAAGAUGCCUUUGAGUCUAUUAUGGCGGAAGAUUGGACAGCUCAGUGCACGCAUGUCAAACAUUUAGAGGAGGAAUAUUUAUAAAAUGACGGC
Pieris brassicae (large cabbage white) is the source of this 213-nucleotide messenger RNA. RefSeq lists its product as uncharacterized. Lineage: Eukaryota; Metazoa; Arthropoda; Insecta; Lepidoptera; Pieridae. The record is from RefSeq and is a predicted model, not a curated record. The transcript has 2 exons. Bases 34 to 204 code for a protein of 56 amino acids.